GGCUGUUGUAGUAGGCGGGCCGCGGGCGCUCCUUCGGUCUCGCAAAUCAAGCGAUACAUAGCAGUGCCCUACACAGGAGGCCUACAGGCCUACAGUAUGGACCGGCCGACUACCGGCGGGCGGCGACAGGAGGCUCGCCCUUCUGAGAGGGAGAGAGAGAUGGAGGCGAGCAGCAGCCGGAGCCGGAGCGGAAGUCUCCCCUCGAAGCGGCGCAGCGGCGGCGGCGGUGGCGGGGGAAGCGGGUACGGGCUGACGGGGCAGUCGCUGAACGACGACACCCUCCGUUCCAUCUUCUCACGCGUGGACGACCACUUCGACCUCGCUCACUGCUCCGCCGUCUGCAAGUCAUGGCAUACGAUUAUCAGCACAGCCCAUGUGAUGAGGGAUCUAUAUUACAAGAGGAAUCCGCAGGCAAGAGGCUCGAGUUCUACUAUUUCAGUCAAAAGUUAUUUUGAGGCGCUUGCCAUGAAUGAGCACGCAUCAACUCUCGCUAGAGGGUCUGCUGAAGUUCAUCAGUGGAUUGGUCAUGAUAUGAGGGCGACCUUGUGCCGUAUGAAAAGCGGUUCAGUCUUAACUGGAAUGGGAGAUAAGGUUCUUCGACUUUGGUCUGCUGAAAGUUGCAAAUACAUGAAUGAGUACAAUGUCCCAAAUUCCAAAAUGUUGGUUGACUUCGAUUUUGAUGAAAAUAAGAUUGUAGGUUUAACUAGUUCCCAGGUUUGCAUAUGGAAACGCAGUGGACCAAGAAGUAUAUUUCAAUCUCGUGGAGACACAUUCAAUCAUGGGUUAUGCAUGAGUUAUGCCGAUCCAGAGGUUGUAAUUGGUUGUGAGGAUGGUAGAGCCUUUGUAUAUGACAUGUACAGCAGGAGUUGUUCGAGCAUUCACCGGCUUCACCCUUCCCCGGUGACAUGCUUGGCAGUAACAGAUGACCAGCUGAUCGUUGGUGGUUCUACAUUUGGAAAUGUAGCUAUUGCAGAUCAAACCUCAGGAGAGAGGUUAGGCCUUCUAAAGUCAGCUUUUGCACCAACAGUGAUAAGAUGCUUGUCUUUCAGUGCAAAUUCACACUUAAUAUUCGCGGGCUCAUCUUCUGGUUAUGCACAUUGCUGGGACUUAAGGACCCUGAGGCCUCUCUGGGAAACAAGAGUUAGCCCAAAUGUCAUCUACAGUGCACAUCAUUUGCCUGGUGACACUUCGACGCUGGUGCUCGGUGGUAUUGAUGGAGUCCUACGCCUGGUAUGCCAGAGAACUGGUGAGACUAUUCGAAGCUUCAUCAUGGAUGCAGGCUACCCAGCACAGUCCAGCUCCAGGCCACAAGCUGAACAGAAGAAUGUCCGCCCAGCGGAAUCUGGCCCCAGGCAGCAAGUCGAAAAGAAGAGGGUCCGUGAAAUCGCUCCGGAUGCCCGGCUGGACAACAUUCCUAUGCACCUGCGCCCGCCAAUCACCGGUCUGUCGGUGGGCAUGAAGAAGAUCGUGACCACGCACGGUGAAAACUACAUCCGCGUCUGGAAAUUUCGCUCGUAGAGUUCUUAGAUUGGUCAUCGGAAAUCAGAAGAACUUGCGCUGUUUGUAAACGAGAUGCUGUAAGUAAGCUUGUAACAGUACCCUGAAGAUAUAGUUUUGGUGUUGACGUCGUACCUGUAUCGUCGAAGAUUUAUUGUCCUAUUGCCGUGGAAAAGAAUAUUUAUGUCCGAA
Messenger RNA from Triticum urartu, 1689 nucleotides. Its product is annotated as F-box family protein with WD40/YVTN repeat doamin. NCBI's taxonomy places the organism in Eukaryota, Viridiplantae, Streptophyta, Magnoliopsida, Poales, Poaceae. Gene Ontology annotation, molecular function: protein binding. The record is from RefSeq and is a predicted model, not a curated record.